AUGGAUCCCGCAGCUGCUAAUGGAGGCCCGGUUAUGGCGGAGGAUAAUAUCAUCAAUCGAAGAGGGGGGGAAUCGUUAUUCCAGAGCUGCGCAAGCCUGAAAAAGAGACUUGCUGAGGUCCCUGGUUUCGAACCCCAUCUUGCAGAAAUGGCAGAGAUGGACAGAGCGGAUGAGGCGAUAGAUCCUGUUGCUUCUAUAUGGAGAUGUCUGCGGCAAGGUUAUCCGCUAAUGACAAUCUUCAACGCCUCCAAGCCUGCAGAGCCCCUUACUAUCGACACUGAUAAAGUCCCAGAGGCAAGACGGCCAAAGGCAGCGGCUUUUAAGUUUCUCCAAGCUUGUUUGUUAGAGUUGGAGUUUCCCCAGCAGGAAUGUUUCCUUAUCACUGAUCUUUAUGGGGAAAACACAACGGGCUUUGUGAAGGUCAUUAAAAUGGUCAGCCGCGUUCUAGAUAUUCUUGAAAUGCGUGGUCAGCUUUAUCAACAUUCUGCAACAGCCGCCGGUCCAAACCAAGGUGAAAAGGUCAAGCUUACUCGGAAAGAGCAUAUUUUGAAAGAGAUGCUGGAAACAGAACGAGAUUAUGUCCACCACCUUCAAAAUUUGCAAGCGUUAAAAAAGGAAUUGGAGGAAACUGGGGCGCUGAAUGGCGAUUCGAGCCAUCAGAUCUUUUUGAAUCUUAAUAACCUUCUUGACUUUGCUCAGCGAUUUCUUAUUCGUAUGGAGCAACACAAUGCCCUCCCUGAAGAUACGCAGAACUGGGGAGACCUUUUUAUCCAACAUCAGGAAGGAUUUCGCCAGUACGAACCUUUUAUCGCCAAUCAACUUCGAUGCGAUGCUGUUUGUGCAAAGGAAUGGGAUAAAAUCAAGGCUGCGCCACGGUCUAUUGACCUCCAGCAAAUGGUGGCACAGCAGUCCACUCUAAAUGGAUUUUUCGUCAAACCAUUUCAACGUCUUACUAAGUAUCCUAUGAUGCUCUCGGAACUGAAAAAGCAGACCAAUCGCGAAGACCUUGUUGCCGACAUUUCCACUGCCAUUGACAUUGUUCAAGCGGUUUUAGACCAAGCAAACCGUGCAGUUGACAAAGAACACUUGGCCAACGCCGUUGCCGAUCUCGCUUCUCGUGUUGAUGAUUGGAAAGCCCUUAAAGUUGAUAUAUUUGGUGAACUGCUUCGGUUCGGCACUUUCACCGUGCUGAAGGGUGACGGAGGCAGAGAUUCAGAAAGAGAGGUUCGUACGGCCCUUUCACAGUUUAAUACCCAACAUUGGCCCAUUCGGUAUCGCCGCCCUUCCCUACGUAGGCAAUCUGUGAAAAUCCGCAUGUGUCUGUUAGGUGUCGAUUCCCUGACACCCAAUCAUCCCUCCCCAACAAGGCUAUCUGGAUUCUAUCCCUCUGGAACUCCUUCCCAGGACCCGUCCCCUAGAUUAUCUGAGUUUACGGUUUUCUCGAGGAAAUCAAGCUUUUGCUCUACGACCUUGAAAGGAUUUGGCCUUCCCCUGGUGGAGAAAUCUCACCCACCUCUUGCAUCUAAUGGACCUGGGCAACUAGAACACUUCCACCCACAAUCCAACAUUUCCAUGGCAGAUGAUUUCCCGAGAUCUUACAAAAUCCAAAUCUUCUGGAAAGGUGAUCCAGGUGUUGUCGACAACUUUUCCAUUCGCUAUACAAAUGAGGAUACUAUGCGCAAAUGGUACAAAGAUAUCGACACUCAACGAGCUAUUCAAAACGAGGAGAGGGCCACCCGGCACACUGGCACCUCUGAAACAGAGUUCACCUACCUGAAGAUGGGACCCAAAAUUCAAAAUCCCUAUCAGGAGGAGUACGAAGCCGAGGAGGAGCUUUCUCGGGAAAAUACCAAUUUCUCAGACUUUUCAGUGUCUAGAAAUGCUUCAAGUACGAGUUUGCGGGCGCGGGCGCGGUCGGCUACAGGUGGUAGUAGCGGCUCUGGUUCAAUAUCGAGCCGACCUCAACGGUUUCCCAUGCCCGAACCACCUCUUUCGGUUUCGACCCAUUUCCCUAACGGGGCCAUAUCUCCCGGAGAUCGGAAUGGGAACUCCUAUUUCUCUCCAGUCACAGAGACUGGCUCUACACGUUCCAGCUCUCAGACCAUGUUUUCGUACUCACGCCAAGUCACACCAUCAACUCCUUGGAUGGAGGACUCCAACCGGUACACGGCUCCGGCAAUGCCAAGAGCAGCAUCGAAAGACGGCACAACCUCCAACCCAUACUUCACCCACAAUAACCAAAGGGGCGCCCAGCGUCCCUCACUCCCACCCCUUUCUUCGUCCCAUCAUUCCCAACAUGGUGGAAUGUCUCAGUCCAGAAUGCGAUCUGCAAGCAGCCCUGACAUCCACCACCAUUCCAAUGCACCCGACUCCCGCCGUCAUGUUAAUGGUCAUUGCGUGCAGGCGGUUGAUAAUGUCCCUGUUCCUCCUAUUCCCGCCCACAUGGCGAAUAUGAGAGCUCCAGUUAAUCGCAGCCAAACAAAUUCCCCAAUAAAUAACAAUCUUCCUAUCCGGUCCGCCACACAAUCACCAGGCGCUCAGCAACGUCAUGGGCACCCACAGGUCCCAUUCGCCGACGCACAGUUAUAUAAUCGGAUUGAUACUCGUUCACAGCCACCAGCCACAUCGAACCUCAUACAAGCCCCUCUAUCCUCUCCAAUGAGCCAAGACGGCGAGCAGGAACUCUACAUGCCUAGCCAAUUAAAAGCCAAAGUUAACUUCGAUGACAACUACGUCACAUUGGUCAUUGCAAGCAACAUUCUGUUCCGAUCUCUAACCGAUCGUGUCGACGCAAAGCUUGCUCGCUUCACGGACCGGUCUAUUGGGAACAAAUCCGUGAGACUGCGGUAUCGAGAUGAGGAUGGAGACUUUGUUACAAUUGAUAGCGAUGAAGCUGUUCAACUUGCCUUUAUGGAGUGGCGCGACCAGCACCAGAACAUGUUGGCCAAUGGGCAGGUUGGGGAAAUUCAACUAUUUUGCCAAGCCGUGGAAAAUUGA
Paracoccidioides brasiliensis Pb18 is the source of this 2997-nucleotide messenger RNA. Its product is annotated as Rho family guanine nucleotide exchange factor CDC24. Gene Ontology annotation, biological process: septin ring organization; establishment of cell polarity. The transcript has 4 exons. Gene Ontology annotation, cellular component: cytoplasm; nucleus; division septum. Bases 1 to 2997 code for a protein of 998 amino acids. The record is from RefSeq and is a predicted model, not a curated record. Gene Ontology annotation, molecular function: protein binding; guanyl-nucleotide exchange factor activity.